Molecule: messenger RNA, 309 nt
Organism: Sitodiplosis mosellana (orange wheat blossom midge)
Lineage: Eukaryota; Metazoa; Arthropoda; Insecta; Diptera; Cecidomyiidae
Exons: 2
Coding region: 4-309 (101 amino acids)
Source: RefSeq, a predicted model, not a curated record
AAGAUGAAACUUUUAUUUUUGGCACUUUUUGCAUUGGUGUUGGCCGUUCAGUUCAUCAAUGGUGCACCAACGAGGAAUAGGUUACAAAGAUUCGGAUUCUGCCUGACGCCAGAACAACAAAAAGAGGAUAUUGAAACGAAAAUUGUUAAAAUACAAACAAAAACGGACAAGACUGUUGCAGAAAUACGAAGGACCGAAACUGUAAAGGACGAAGCUGAUUAUAAAGUCGAUGAUGCGAAUGCCAGAGGUGACGAGAAAAUACAAAAACAAAAACUAAAGCUAUUGAUGUUAGGACCAAAGCUCAAAUAA